AUGAGGUUCCUACUGAUUUGGCUGUUUUGCCAGGCACUAGAGUGCCUGGCUGUCCGUAGCGAUAGACGUGAGUUUGCCAAAGAGAAGUCCGUGUGGCGUUCCGACUUCGCGGAGACGAAGGUCGUGCUGUGGACGAGCCUCGAGGAUGCCACUUUCUACAUGUUGUACGAGUUGGCUGCGGCACACCUCUGGGCAUAUCAGGAGUUCCGUCCGAAUGUGCAGGCCAUCUUUAGCAACGACGCUCGCUUCAACGAAGGCCUCAUGGGUGAAAUGGUCAUCAACGAACUCUUCGACCACCGCUCAUCGUUUCGCUCUCAGAGUGGCGACGUGUACCUCAUUGUCGCAUCCUCCAAGUACUCGCCCGGUGAUGACAGCUUUACGGAGUCUCUCUUGAGAUGGGGCUGGGCCCCGGUGCGUCUCAAGGAUUUCAUCGUCCACUGUUACUUGGACUCUGGCGGUGAUGCGCAGCAAAGAAAUCCAGAGCCGGUGGCACGAGCCAUGGCAGUGGAAUGGAAUGGGAAGUCCUUCAGCGACUACAAUGUCUGGAUCGUGCCAGUCCCGUUGAUGAAGCAAGGCUGGCUGACCCGGGACUACCAACGAGGCUCCUCCAGAGAGGCGACGGUGAUGGAGGUCGCGGAUGAGGUGCUGAUCUCCAAGGAGUACAGCAAGGAACAGCUCUCGGAGUACAUGGUCCAAUCCAUCCAACCUGGUCCCGCCAGGUUCGACUACAAGAUCGGACUGCUCGGCGGAAACGGGCCCAUUGCCGGGGCCUUCGCUGUGAUGAUGGUGGCGGAGACGCUGCUUAAGGCCACCGGCAGCCUUGGCCACGUGGGCCUGGAACUCUUCUCCCAGUCCCAGCAUCCCAUGUCCGGCGCGGAAGCAGUACUGCACCCUUUGAUGGUCCAAGCCUACAUGGCCGGUUUGAACAAGUUCCUGACCAGGAAAGACAUCGAUAUUUUUGGAUGUGCCAGCAACACCUGGUAUCAGAACUUGUACGCCCCGAACACCUUGAGCUGGGGCAUGGCUGUGCUCUCCGGCUUCAGAAUGGUGCAUAUGCCCCGAGCCACCGUUCAGAAGGCUACGCAAUGUUUGCACAGGAGCCGGCUUGGGAUGAUUGCGACCCACUGGACCCACCGUGCAGGGCGUCGUGAAGGGGAGGUUGACGCCGAUGGCUUUCUGCUCAAUGGCACAGGAAUCCUUGAACGUGGCGCUGGAAUCGGGAACGUCUAUGCCACGGAGGUCCAGGAAGUCAGCAAGGGCGGUGCCGUGAUAAUCUCUGCGAAUGUAGACACAGCUUGGGAUGCGAUCAUUGUGGCGAAGCAUGGCGACAUAAAAACUGCCAAGAAGCUGUUCAUGGACCAGAAGGUUGAGAAGAUUCAGGGCCUUGGAGUUCCAGAGCACUUUGGCAGCGCGAACCAGGAUGCGUGGGCAGCAGGUCGAAUCAUCGGCAAUGUGAUGUAUAUCCAGAAGCAGCAGGUAGAUGCCAUCAUCGGCGGAUGUACCGAAAUUGGCCUUGCACUGAACCAGCAAGAUCUCGACAGCAUCUCCGAGCCAGGUUCCAUCGCCUUCGUGGACUCGGGUGCCGUCAUGGCAGAGGUCUUGGCAAAGAAAGCGCUGGCCAGAGGCAAGGAGAUCUCCCUCUGCGACCCCUGA
Symbiodinium sp. CCMP2456 is the source of this 1653-nucleotide messenger RNA. The record is from the annotation of a GenBank genome assembly. NCBI's taxonomy places the organism in Eukaryota, Dinophyceae, Suessiales, Symbiodiniaceae.